GCUGAUCUGUCCUCAUUCAUGUUCCUGUUUUCAGAGAGUGAAGAUGUCCCGCACUGAACAGCCUCUGACUUGGUGAUGGGCGAUGGAGUCUGUUGAAGAGCUGAUUGAGAAAUCACUGAAUGAACUGCUGGAAGCAGAAUUGAAGAAGUUUCAGUGGCACUUAAAGAAACAUGAGCAUAUAUCAAAUUCUGAAAUGGAGAAUGCAGAUAGGUUAAAAACAGUGGAUAAGAUGGUAGCAUGUUUUGGACCAGGAGAAGCUGUGAAGAUCACAGUGGAGAUCCUGAGGAAGAUGAACCAGAAUAAUCUGGCUGAGCAGCUGGAGAACAAACACAAGCCAGACUCAACUGCAGAAAACAGUCAAACUACUCUUCAUAAUUACACAGAAUCCAGCUUCAAACUGAAGAACAAAUUAAAACAGGACUACAAGCAGAUAUUGGUUGGUAAUUCGCAGACGGGUCAUCGGGAAUACCUGAACGAUAUCUACACUGAUUUAUAUGUGGUGGAGAAUGAGACUGGAGGAAGAGUAAACAACCAUGAAGUGAUACAGAUUGAAUCAAAUCACAAACGAUUGACUGCCAAGGAGAAGCCAAUCAAGUGUAAUGACAUGUUUAAAGUCCAGUGUGACACUGGUCGACAAAAUAGAAAAGUGCUGACAAUGGGGAUCGCAGGAGUGGGAAAAACUGUCUCUGUCAAUAAAUUCAUCUUUGACUGGGCUGAGGGAAGAGAAAAUCAGGAUAUAGUCUUCAUAUUUCCACUUCCAUUCCGUAGACUGAAUUUGAUUAAAGAAGAGUACAGUCUCAUGGGACUGCUUAACAAAUACUUCUUUAGGUGUCCUGAAGAAUUGCCCUCUCUUCCUGAAGGUGACGGUAAAGUUAUGUUCAUCUUUGAUGGGCUGGAUGAAUGUCGCUUUCCUUUGAGCUUUAAAGAAGAUGACAUAUUUACAAAUGCAAAUGAAAAAACAACAGUAAGUAAGAUAAUAAUAAACCUUAUCAAGACACAUCUGGUUCCAUCUGCUCUCAUCUGGAUUACAUCCAGACCAGCAGCAGCCAAUCUGAUACCCCGAAACUACGUUGAUCAAGUGACAGAGGUGCGAGGAUUUAAUGAUGAACAAAAAGAGCAAUACUUCAUCAAAAACAGUCCUGAAAUUUCUGAAAAGAUUAUCAGUUACAUCAAGAAAUCCAGGAGUCUGUACAUCAUGUGCCAUAUCCCUGUCUUCUGCUGGAUCUCUCUCAUUGUUCUUCAGCCUCUCCUGGCUCAAGAGAGCUUUGACAAAACUCCCACAUCUCUCACAGGAAUGUACACAAGCUUCUUAAUUUCUCAGCAGCAACAGAUGGAAGAAAAAUACUGUGGUGACCUUAAACCUAAAGCAAAUGCAAGGUCUUUUGAUCAGAUUAUUCUGAAGCUUGGGAAACUGGCCUUUCAACAGCUGGAGAAAGGCAACCAGAUUUUCUACAAAAAAGAUAUUGAGGAAUGUGGACUAGAUGUCAUCGAAGGGUCAGUGUACUCUGGGUUAUGCACUCGAAUGUUUCAGGAGGAGAAGGUUUCAAAAAGAAACAUUUACAGCUUCAUACAUCUCAGCGUACAGGAAUUCCUUGCUGCUCUUUAUGUGUUUUUGAUUGGCAAAAAUGAGAAAGCUGGCCUAUUUUUUCAAUCCUGGAAAGAAAAAAUGACAUGGAAACUGUCCAACAAGCCACAGUUUCAGCUUCAUAAGGCUGCAGUCAAGAAGGCAUUACAAAGCGAGAAUGGACACCUGGACCUCUUCCUACGGUUCCUCCUGGGUCUCUCACUGGAGUCCAAUCAGAGUGACCUGAUGGAACUACUGCCAAAACUGGAACUCAAAACAGAGAACAUCAAAGACACUGUUGACUAUAUCAAAAAGAAAAUAGAGAAGGAGAAGUCAGUAGAGAGGACCAUCAAUCUCUUCUACUGUCUGAGUGAAUUGAAAGAUGACUUUGUGGAGGAAAUCCAGAAGAAUCUGAGCACAGGUAAUCUUUCAACACAGAAGCUGUCCUCUGCUCAGUGGUCUGGUCUGGUGUUUGUGCUCUUAAUGUCAGAAGACACUCAAGAGAAGUUUGAACUGCAGAAAUACAGAAGAUCUGAUGAAGCACUGAUGAGACUUCUGCCAGUGAUCAAAAACACCAGAAGAGCACUGCUACAGUGCUGUAAUCUUACUGCUCAGUCCUGUGAACGUUUGUCGUCAGCUCUACAAUCCUCAAACUCUACCCUGGUAGAGCUGGACCUGAGUAACAAUGACUUGCAGGAUACUGGAUUGAAGCUUCUUUCUUAUGGACUGAAGAGUCCAAACUGUCAGCUGGAAAUACUGAGAUUUCCCACAUGUAAUCUUACUGCUCAGUGCUGUGAGAGUUUGUCUUUAGUUUUACAAUCCUCAAACUCCUUCCUGAGAGAGCUGGACCUGAGUAACAAUGACUUGCAGGAUUCUGGAGUGAAGCUUCUUUCUGAUGGACUGAAGAGUCCAGAAUGUCAGCUGGAGAUAAUAAGGUUGUCAGGCUGUAUGGUGACAGAGAAAGGCUGUGGUUAUGUGUCUUCAGCACUGAGUUCAAACCCUUCACACCUGAGAGAGCUGGAUCUGAGCUACAAUCACCCAGGAGAUUCAGGAGUCAAGCUGCUCACUGAUAAACUCAACAAUCCAAACUACAGACUGGAUAAACUCAAUGUGGACCAUAGAGGAGAGAUCUGGAUUACAGCAGGACUACACAAACAUUCCCAUCGGCUCACUCUGGAUCUGAACACAGUGAAUAAACUUCUCCAUCUGUCUGAGAGGGAUAGAGUGAUUACUGGCACUGACACAGAGCAGCCGUAUCCUGAUCAUCCAGACAGAUUUGAUGUGCAUCGUCAGGUGUUGUGUAGAGAGAGUGUGUGUGGACGCUGUUACUGGGAGAUUGAGUGGAGUGGACGUGUGUCUAUAUCAGUGUCAUAUAAGAGCAUCAGCAGGAAGGGAUCACGUUAUGAGUAUGUGUUUGAAUGCAAUGAUCAGUCCUGGAGUUUGUUCUGCUCUUUCUCCAGUUACUCAUUCAUGCACAGUGACAUAGACACUCGACUCCCUGUAGUGUAUAACUGUAGAAUAGGAGUGUAUGUGGAUCACAGUGCAGGAACUCUGUCCUUCUACAGCGUCUCUGGAGACACAAUGAGCCUCAUCCACACAGUCCAGUCCACAUUCACUCAACCGCUCUAUCCUGGGUUUAGGCUUGGUUUUGGAUCAUCAGUGAAACUGUGUUGAUGAUCAUAGAUUGAAUAGAUUAGAUUGACAAGAGAUUCUACCCAUAAUGCUUUGAGCUGCAUGAUAAAUCAGUGACUGUCACAUGCUUGCUUGACUAGAUAAUCCAUGAUAAGAAGCUUGAUGCAGAAAGAUGAUGAACACUUAUAUUUAAUAAACACUAGUCUUGCAUAGCCAGACCUUCAGACUGACGGCAGAAGGUCUGGACUCUAUCGCAGCUUCCGUUGGCUGAGGACCGCCCAAGAGGGCGUUUGACUGACAUGUAAAGCAACCAAUCAGAGUUCGUUUUGUUCCAUGUCAUGUUUAGGGGCAUGAAAAUGAAAGUCAAUGUCCCUACAAUAACAGAUCGGCAUGCAUCUAUAAAUUAUUUAUUCGUUGUGCAAGAAUACUGCAAUAAUGGAGCCGCGGACUUCACAUACUUUUGAAAAUCACAUACUUUUGAAUAUCGUUGAUACACAGGUCCCACAUAUUGCUAGAUUUCGUUAUGGGACUCCUGCCCUCACAGAGUCACACAGUAUUCUUGACCAUGGUGGAUCGGUUCUCGAAGGCAACUCAGAACCCAUCCUCUUGGAGUCAGCAGACAGGACAGGACACUCUCUUAGGGGAGGGGUUACUAUCACGGUUCAUGGGUCUGUGUGUUGUUGUUGUUGGCUGUUUGAUUGCUUAAUAUAAGUGAGCAGUGUAAUAUGAGUAAUGUGAUUUAAGUGAGUAAUGUAAUGUAAGUUAGUAAUGUGAAAUUGGAGUAAAACAUUUUUGGAAAACCACAUACUGGCUUAAUUUGAAUGGAUUUUUGGCUUGCUUCUGAAUUGUGUUAACACACAUAUAGAGAAACACAAGGAGAGCAAGAAGAUUGAUUGCCAGAGUCAGCUUAUUUUUCCUUAAUAGUACGGUAGUUCAGUUGCCUUUACAUCCUUAACAAGCAUGAAUGGGUGACCUUAUCCUUAUCAAUCAUG
Messenger RNA from Megalobrama amblycephala (Wuchang bream), 4188 nucleotides. RefSeq names its product NACHT, LRR and PYD domains-containing protein 3-like. Lineage: Eukaryota; Metazoa; Chordata; Actinopteri; Cypriniformes; Xenocyprididae. Gene Ontology annotation, molecular function: protein binding. Bases 83 to 3238 code for a protein of 1051 amino acids. The record is from RefSeq and is a predicted model, not a curated record. The transcript is spliced from 8 exons.